This is a messenger RNA of Leptomonas pyrrhocoris, 365 nucleotides long. RefSeq names its product putative mitochondrial 40S ribosomal protein S27-1. Gene Ontology annotation, molecular function: RNA binding; structural constituent of ribosome. The transcript has a single exon. Gene Ontology annotation, cellular component: ribosome; cytosolic small ribosomal subunit. The record is from RefSeq and is a predicted model, not a curated record. Lineage: Eukaryota; Euglenozoa; Kinetoplastea; Trypanosomatida; Trypanosomatidae. Gene Ontology annotation, biological process: translation; ribosomal small subunit assembly. The coding region runs from base 105 to 365 and encodes 86 amino acids.
AGGACGGUUGUAUUUGAGGGUUGUUUUCUCCGUAUCCGUGUUGGAUCUCCACUUCUCUGCAUUUCCACAUCCACCUCUGCCAUCACGACACCAACGCACACAUCAUGGGCUUCUUCGACGCGGAUCUCAGCUACCCCACCGUGCGCACGGAGCGCAUGCGCCACAAGCGCCGCCGCCUGGUGCAGGGCCCCAACUCCUACUUCAUGGACGUGAGCUGCCCGCGCUGCAAGUGCGUGACGGUCGUGUACAGCCACGCCACGACUUCGGUGGAGUGCAGCAAGUGCUCAAAGAAGCUGUGCCGCCCGACCGGCGGUAAGGCGAUGCUCGUCGAGGGCUGCGGCUUCCGUCGCAAGCCGGACCACUAA